Molecule: messenger RNA, 1373 nt
Organism: Carassius auratus (goldfish)
Lineage: Eukaryota; Metazoa; Chordata; Actinopteri; Cypriniformes; Cyprinidae
Product: glucosamine 6-phosphate N-acetyltransferase-like
Exons: 6
Coding region: 246-752 (168 amino acids)
Molecular function (GO): glucosamine 6-phosphate N-acetyltransferase activity
Source: RefSeq, a predicted model, not a curated record
GGGGUAAUAACGCAGGCGGAAGUGUGUAUGUCAUGCUGGAACAUUGAGGAUCUCUGUAACUGGAUUGGAGUUACUGGAUUCAUUCAAAGAUUUUAUAAAACGAAAGCGGUCAAUAUCCAUAUGUCUCCGUAAGUAAAUUACAGAUCGAUCUUAGAUAGGCUGCGCGAAUCUACAACAGUUGAUCUCGAGCUCUGUUGACAUUUGACUGAACAUACGGAUGUUUUGGGGGGAAUUACAGAUUGAGAAUGGCCUCUGGAAUGUUGCUGGACGAGACUCCUCUGUUUGAUCCUUCUCUGCUUCAAGAGCUGGACUGGAGCAGCAACACUGUCUCCUUCUCUCCUGCCAUUUCUCCCUCUCAGCCUGGAGAAGGUCUGGUCCUCCGUCCUCUUUGUACUGCUGACCUAGACAGAGGCUUUUAUAAGGUCUUAUCGCAGCUGACAGUGGCUGGGGAUGUCACAGAAGAACAGUUCAAAGCAAAUUUUGAACAUAUGAAGAAAUCUGGAGACUAUUUUGUCAUAGUGGUGGAAGACACAAAUCUUGGACAGAUUGUUGCCACAGCAACACUCAUCAUAGAGCACAAAUUUAUCCAUGCUUGUGCAAAGAGGGGGCGUGUGGAAGAAGUGGUUGUGAGUGAUGUAUGCAGAGGAAAACAGCUUGGAAAACUGUUGGUAUCAACAUUGACUCUCCUCAGCAAAAAAUUGCAGUGCUACAAAAUAACGCUGGAGUGUGCCGAAAAAUGUGGAGUUUUAUAAGAAGUUUGGCUACUCUGCUUCAGAUGAGACUUACAUGCAGCGCCGGUUCUUUGACUAAAUCCAAAAGAAUCUUGAACAUCAUAGAAUGUUUGCUUUAGAACUCUUAAUCUGUUCUAUUUUCUGAGAUUAGACUACCUCGAACUUGCACCUUUUUAGCUAGCAAAAAAAAAGAAAAACUUGGUAAAUUGGUGACAAGUUUUGUCACAGUAUCAAAAUAUUCUGAAAUAAUGCGUUUUGAAUUCACUACAACACAGAACAAUGCGCAUAUUCAAGAACGUCUCUAAAUGUAUGCAGCCAACAUCAAGCACUUGCUUUGAAAGUUAUUCAGUUGUCUGUUUAAAAUGUGUUUUCACUUCACAUAACUUGCUUUAGAAACAGAAAUCAUGUCUGAUCACAUAUAGAAUGUAGUUUACAUCGUCAUUCACGAUAAGUAACACUGUGGCCUGUCUAAGAGAAAAGCAAAACAUUUUGUUUUAUAGAAGGGCUUACAUACUUGAAUGUUUUCUAAUGUAAAGAUUUAUAUAUAAGUAAAUUUUUUUGAAGAGGGAAAACCGUUUCGAACCCAUUUAGUUUCCAAAUAUUCUUUUUAAAAAACAAGUGUGAGGCACAUUUCCCUCUUUU